This is a messenger RNA of Pararge aegeria (speckled wood butterfly), 2423 nucleotides long. RefSeq names its product carboxypeptidase B-like. The transcript has 12 exons. The record is from RefSeq and is a predicted model, not a curated record. Gene Ontology annotation, molecular function: metallocarboxypeptidase activity; zinc ion binding. Lineage: Eukaryota; Metazoa; Arthropoda; Insecta; Lepidoptera; Nymphalidae. The coding region runs from base 111 to 2423 and encodes 770 amino acids. Gene Ontology annotation, biological process: proteolysis.
GGGUUCAGUUACGUAGCCGUUCUGACCAAAUAGUUCUCUACAACCUACAGUCAGAGCUGAACGUAGAUCUCUGGGAGUAUGGCGCACCAAGCACUCGGGACGCCUACAUCAUGGUAUCGCCGGAGAACAGAGCUGAAGUUUUCGAUAUGCUGGAUGCAAAUAAUAUGAAACAUUACGUCCACUUACCGGAUGUGGCCAAAGCUGUUGAACAACAUGAGGCUGACUUGUCUCGUUGGCGACAGACGAGGAAAUCCCUGGUGCCUUUUGAGACUUAUCCAACAUAUGAUGAGGUGGAUGCAUAUAUGGAACGUAUUGCCAGAGAGAAUCCCAGCUAUGUAACAUUAGUGAAUGUGGGCGAAAGUUUCGAAGGACGAGCUAUCAAAUACUUAAAGAUAUCAACCAGCAACUUUUCAAAUUCAAGCAAACCGAUCUACCUAAUGGACGCAACAAUGCAUGCGAGAGAGUGGGUGACGACCCCAGUGACUCUUUAUACCAUUCAUCGAUUGGUGGAAGAUUUGAAAGCAGAAGACUUUGAUCUACUAGAGAACAUUGACUGGAUCAUAAUGCCGAUUGUCAAUCCUGACGGAUAUGUAUACACUCAUACAGACGAACGUCUCUGGCGCGGAACCCGAUCUUACUACCCGACAGUCAGCACCACUUGUUAUGGGGUCGACGCCAACCGCAACUUCGACAUCAACUUUAACACCCUUGGCGUCUCUAGCAACCCUUGUGCUCUGAACUACCCGGGCCACGAGCCCUUUUCCGAGCCCGAAACGCGAUAUGUGCGGGAUAUCCUUUUGAAGUAUAUUGACCGAAUCCAAAUUUACAUGAAUAUUCACAGUCACGGAAACUACGUUCUUUAUGGCUAUGGAAACACUACUUUGCCGUCUAAUGCAGUGCAGUUGCAUCACGUGGGGGCUGCGAUGGGCGCGAAAAUAGAUGCUUUGAAGCUACCUGAAGCUGGAUAUUAUAGAGUUGGAAACAGUCAUUUGGUACUGUACGGCAGUUCUGGUAGCGCUCAGGAUUACGGUCAGGCUGUUGGCGUACCAUUCUCCUACACUCUGGAACUCCCCGGUUAUGGCUACGGGUUCCUGGUGCCCCCUGAGUUCAUCGAACAGAUAAACGCAGAGACCUGGCAGGGUAUAGCUGUUACCGCCCGUCUCUCAUAUUUGUAUUAUAGAGCGAGGAACGAGAGAACAUACUCCGUCCACGGUGUCCAGUUACGUCACCGGUUAGACCAAAUAGUUCUCUACAAUCUACAAACUGAUUUAAACGUAGAUCUCUGGGGUCAUGGCGCACCAGAAAUUCGUGAUGCAUUCAUUAUGCUAUCACCAGAAAACCGUAUGGAAGUCUUAGACAUUUUAGAUUCGAAUGGCAUGAAACAUUAUCUCCACAUCGCUGAUGUGGCCAAAUCACUUAAGAAACAUGAAGCUGACUUAUCUAGUUGGCAUCAUGGCAGACAGAACCUUGAGCCUUAUGAGACUUACGCUAGACAUGCUGAGAUUAACGCGUACAUGGAACGAAUCGCAAUACAAUAUCCAAACAUCGCGAAGCUGGUAACUAUAGGCGAAAGCUUCGAAGGGCGAGACGUAAAAUACUUAAAGAUAUCAACAAGUAAUUUUGCAAAUACGAGCAAACCAAUUUAUUUCAUGGAUGCAACAAUGCAUGCCAGAGAAUGGAUAACUACACCAACAACCCUUUAUUCAAUUCACCGAUUGGUGGAAGAUUUAAGAGAAGAAGACAAGGACUUGCUGGAAGACGUUGAUUGGAUCAUACUGCCAGUCGUUAAUCCUGAUGGAUAUGAAUUUAGCCAUACGGAGAACCGUCUUUGGCGCGGUACCCGUUCAGUCAAUGAAACAACCAAUGAACUCACGAACACUUCUUGUGUCGGCGUCGACCCCAACCGCAAUUUCGACGUCAACUUUAACACCCUUGGGGUAUCUAGCAACCCCUGCUCUCAGAUUUACCCCGGUCAUGAACCCUUUUCGGAGGUCGAAACUAGAUACGUCAGGGAUAUUCUCUUAGAGCACAUUGACCGUAUCCAAAUUUAUAUGGACAUCCACAGUUAUGGCAGCUAUGUUCUCUAUGGACUUGAUAACGCCACGUUGCCGGCUAAUGCAGUGCAUCAGCAUCACGUAGGAGCCGCGAUGGGUGCUAACAUAGAUACUGCAAAGCUGCCGAAUGCUGAUUUUUAUGCUGUCGGGAACAGUAACCUGAUGUUAUAUGGCACUUCUGGCGCUGCCUCUGAUUAUGCUCAUGUUGUUGGUGUACCGAUGUCUUACACACUGGAGCUACCCGACUACGAAUACGGAUUCGACAUGCCUCCUCAGUACAUCGAGCAGGUUAACAUGGAGACCUGGAAAGGCAUUGCAAUUACGGGUCGACUCGCCGCCUUGUAUUAUAAUGCGAGAGUUCGAAGCUGA